Messenger RNA from Theileria equi strain WA, 634 nucleotides. RefSeq lists its product as hypothetical. Bases 89 to 577 code for a protein of 162 amino acids. The transcript is spliced from 7 exons. The record is from RefSeq and is a predicted model, not a curated record. NCBI's taxonomy places the organism in Eukaryota, Apicomplexa, Aconoidasida, Piroplasmida, Theileriidae.
GCAUUUAGUAUAUAUGCUAGAGAUGGUUGUUUCAUACUCGGAUGUGUUUAUAGUAGCAUAAUACUGCUCCUCCUAAUCAUUGAUAAAGAUGAUUAUAUCAAAGGUCAAAUUGCAAAAUACCUUUCUUACCGUCCAUAGUCCAGAAGCGGACAAAGACGAUGAAUGCCAGUUAUAUAAGUCACUCUCAAUGCCUCCAGCCAAAGAAAAGCUGCAUGAGUGCUACAUUUACAACAUCCCGAGCUUCACCAACCAAAACGGUUGCAAGCUUUCACUCACCACGUCAGACCGAUCAACAGCUGACGGUUGUUCAAUGAAGCAAUGUUCAGCAGGGUCUCCCAGCGAGGAUGCGAACAAUGAUUCUGCCCUCAAUCCGGAACAAUUCAUCCCAGUUGAUGAGAAUGGAAAUUUGACAUCUAUUGGAUCCAUCCAUCACAACACCGGCAACUGCAAACCCUGUGCAUUUCACCGCCAUCGCACCAAAGUUUGUGAGAAUGGUACACGUUGCGCGUUUUGUCACUUUGAGCAUGCCAAAAAACGGUCCAAAAGUUCCAAGAAUAAUAACAACUAUCGCUGCUAGUGGAAAAUCACUAAGAAAUUACGCUGUGCAAUGACCCAUCGUAAUUUUUCACACACG